Thlaspi arvense is the source of this 531-nucleotide messenger RNA. The record is from the annotation of a GenBank genome assembly. Lineage: Eukaryota; Viridiplantae; Streptophyta; Magnoliopsida; Brassicales; Brassicaceae.
AUGUUCUCCAAGAAACACGACAUGUUUCGCAUCCCCGGAUCUGGAGGACACCUCAUCGGUUCAUGGGAUCCCUGCAAAGACAGCAAUAACCCCAACUUGCAGAGCUUGCGGUUUCAAAACCUUCCCAGGCUGCCGACGGCCACGCGAGAGCUUCUGGAUUCGUGCUGCACGAGCGAACACUUGGUGGAGUCAAGAACAACCGGUGAGACUUUCUUGGUUAAGUUGUACGAGAAGACCACCGAGAUCGUCGAAGGUGUUGCCAGAAUGAAAACAGAACGUUUGAUGGUGUUCAGGCUUGACGAUGAAGGUAACGCCGUUUACACUCAAGACAUCGGAGAUCUCUGCAUUUUCAUCUCCAAGAAUGAACCUUUCUGUGUCCCUGCUAGCUCCUUCCCUGGCAUGCUCUCUAACAGCGUCAAAGUUGUGGAUUCCUACGAAUACGCAACUGUUCUUCUGGAUGAUCUGAACAUCGUAAGUGGCACUAUGAGAUACCCGGCCCCUUACCAUAUUCCACCUCAAAAUAUGGACUAG